Mytilus trossulus (common blue mussel) is the source of this 4956-nucleotide messenger RNA. RefSeq names its product ankyrin repeat domain-containing protein 13B-like. Gene Ontology annotation, molecular function: protein binding. The transcript has 14 exons. NCBI's taxonomy places the organism in Eukaryota, Metazoa, Mollusca, Bivalvia, Mytilida, Mytilidae. The coding region runs from base 232 to 2043 and encodes 603 amino acids. Gene Ontology annotation, cellular component: cytoplasm. The record is from RefSeq and is a predicted model, not a curated record.
AUGUCGUAAAAUAUAUAAAAAAAUGUGUAUUGAGUUAUUUUUUUGCUGAUAAUUCUUGGAACCAUUAUUUUUUUAACUUCUUUUUUCUAUAUAUCUAAUAAUCAGUUUUCAAAUUGAUUAACGGUGUCGUAAACCACACGGAAGAAGAUUUAAAACCUACCACAACAAAUGAGUCAUAUUUUCGUCUGUCAAAAUGUAUUUUCAAAGUGAAGAGAAUAAGUUUUAGACAGAAUGUCAGCUAAGACAUUAGGGGAACAGUUCCCACUUCACUGGCUUGUUUGGGAUAACAAUUUUAGUGAAUUAGACAAAGAAUUGGCAAAGGACAUUCAUAACAAAGAAUUGAAAGAUCCUAGAGGCAGGACACCUCUUCAUUUGUCUGUAUGUCUGGGUCAUGUGGAGAGUACAAAGACCCUGCUUAGAUAUGGAGCCAAUGCAAAUGCUGAAAAUAAAGGCUAUUGGUCAGUGUUGCAUGAAGCAGUCAGCACUGGUGACCCUGAACUAGUACAGAUAGUACUAAGGCAUAGGGACUAUCAGAGAUAUAGUAAGCGAACUGUUGGUGUCCCAGAACUUCUACAGAAACUAAAAGAGUCUCCAGAUUUUUAUGUAGAGAUGAAAUGGGAGUUCACAAGCUGGGUGCCACUUGUGUCCAGAAUGUGCCCCAGUGAUACAUACAGAGUUUAUAAAAGUGGAUCCAAUGUUCGAAUAGAUACAACUUUGCUUGGAUUUGAUAAUACAAACUGGGAGCGGGGCAAUAGAAGUUAUGUAUUCAAAGGAACAGAAAGAAGCGCAACUGUAAUGGAAAUUGACCAUGAUAAAAAAGAGGUGUUUUCUGAAACAAUGGCCAUCUUACCGGAGAACUUUGACACAUCUGUGAUGGAUCCUUCUUCAAACUCUAUAUGUGCCAGACUGACUAAUCCUAUUGUUACUACAUAUGUAGACACAGAAAAAAUAUCAUUUGAAAGAAACAAGUCUGGAAUAUGGGGAUGGAGAAGUGAUAGAACAGAGAAUGUUAAUACACAUGAAGCUAAAGUUUUUAGUGCCUCUAACGUUGAGUUGGUCACCAAAACUAGAACAGAACACUUGUCACAGGAAGAUAAACUCAAAUGUAGGAAGAACUCAUCAAAAUCUCCGCUUGAGUCAUUUCUGGGGGUAGCCGAGGAGCAUAAUAAAAAACAAGGGGCCUCAAAUGGGGAUUUAACGUCCCUCUCAUACAACCCAACAUCUAUAACAAAGGAAGAAUAUUUCAGUCAAGUCAUUGAUUUAGGUGAUCGAGACGUAGGACGGCCACUCGACCAAACUACCAAGACUCAGAAGUUUAAGGCCACCCUCUGGCUGUGUGAGAAUUAUCCUCUCUCCUUACAACAACAGGUUGUGCCAAUCAUAGAUCUAAUGUCAGCAAGCAAUGCACAUUUUAAAAAACUACGGGACUUUAUCACAUUACAGUUACCAGCUGGGUUCCCUGUCAAAAUAGAAAUUCCAUUAUUCCAUGUACUGAAUGCCAGAAUAACAUUUGGUAAUAUCAAUGCCUUAGACCAAUCAGUAGAUAGUGUUACUGUGAUAGAGAAUGAAGGCACUUGUGUGGUACAGGAGACAUGUUUUGAUCCUCCACGAGGAUACAGUCGUUUGGGUGAUGGUCAUCAUGAACGAUUACGAGAUGAGGAUGAUGAACUUCUACAGUUUGCUAUACAACAGAGUCUGAUGGACGGUGGAAGUAGUACUGAAAAUGAUCAGCUAACAUUUAUGGAGGCAUUAAAUAACAUUAGACCCCCUCCUGCCCCUGUAUCAGGGACAAGGGAUGACGAGGAGAGAUUACUGCAAAGAGCUAUAGCUGACAGCCUAGCCAUGUCACAGGGAAGUAAUGGAUUACCUACAACAACUCAGCCGGAAAUGAUUAGUGUGAGUGAUAUAUCAUCGGACGUAGAUGAAGAACUUCGUGUAGCGUUAGAAAUAUCUCGUCAACAAAUCGAAGACGAUGCAAAUCGUCGGAAACAAGAAGAGGAACAACUAGAAAUGAUUCUGAAAUUAUCUAUUACGGAAAAGUAAUAUGGGUCUUGAACUUUGCCCUUUGUGAAUGGCUACAAUAUUUAACUCAUGAAGAUUUUACAACUGAUAAAAUAACGUAUUCUAUCAUAUGAAAAUUCACAUAAUCUGUCAUCAGAAUUUGUUUUAAGAACACAUAAGAUUUAUUUUUUACAUUUCUGGGAAAACUUUCAGUAAAAUAAAAAAAUAUUGUUUAGCUUUGAAAAGAAAAUUCCUUUGUUAGAAGUUCAAUGUUACAAAUAAGUAUAUAUCUAGGAAAAUAAAAAUGAGUGGAAUGUGGAUAAAGACAUGAAGAAUGUAGACAAAGAAAAGAAGAAUGUGAAUAUAAACAAGAUGAAUGUGGACAAAAAAAAGAAACAAAUAUCAUUAAUCAAGUAAAUAUUAUUAACUUGAUGGAACUGCAAUAUUUUGUUGCAAUCUAUGUUGUUAUUCAACUGUAGCAUGGUUUUUGAAUAUCUAAUAAUAAUUUGUAAAUUGAAAAAAAAAUCGGAAAAUAGCAAUGAUUGACUAUGAAUUGCAAUCAGUAAAUGUAGGUCAUAGGUUCUUUUCAUGUCUGUCAUUAAUUAUUGUUAUCUCCAGUAAGAAAUCCAUAUUCUUAUACUAUAUGAUUUUAAUAAGCAUUGAGUUUUUUUUGGAUAAAAUUACCAUAGUAAAUAAACCUUUGAAUUUUGAUAGCCAUAAUUUAAUAUAAUAUAGCAUUUUGGAUCUAAAAUGCUUUUCCAUUGUUCAACAAUCUCAAAACAAAAGAGAUAAUUAUUUGAUACAAGGGGAGAUAAUUACACCGCCAAUUUUACCUUACUUGACACAACUUGACAAAGGGAGGUAAAUGAUUAUUGAUUUUAAAUUGUCAGAUUUAUGUGACUAAAAAUUAUUGAAAUUAACUAUUGUUAUUUAUAUAUUCUUUAAACGUACAAACCUAGUUAUUUAUUGGACAUUUUCUCGAUAAAAAAUGUGUGUGUAAAAAAAUAAUUUUCAUCAAUUUAGUGGGUAAAAUUUUCAACAAAUUACAAAUUCAUAUGGUCUUGUCAUAACCACGAAAUCUAGUUUGACAAUUUUUUUUUUAUCUUAAAACCAGUACAAUAAUUGAAUCCACAGGAUAAUUAUUUAUAUUUAUUUCUAUCAAAUACAGAUGGGGACGGACACAAGUCACAUCACAUCAAAAUUCAUCAUUCAUAGAUAUGAAUGCUUUAGUAACUGUGACAUGACUAAAAAUUAUUUAUCAAAAUGAAAACAACACAAAAAAAAAUACCAUGGCUAAUAAUAGAAAAUUUUCAGUUAGACUUAGGUGGGCUUGUAUAAGUUAUUGAAAUGGAAGGGAAUAUUUGGUUACUAAAUAACCAACAGAAGAAUAUAACCAAGACUAUCUUAGCCAAACAGAAAUUUUUAAUAAACACAAAAUUUGAUAGUUACCAUACACAAAGGAGACAUCUGUCAUUCACUAUUAUAAGCAUGAUUAAAGCACUUGAUGGAAUGUUAUGACUGCACCUAUCUGUAGAUACACUUAUUGUGUACAACAAGCAAUGUUAUAUAUAUAUAUGUAUGUGUCUGUAUUUUGAUACUUUGUAUAUCAGCAUCUUAUAAUGUCAACUUUGUAUCCAUUUAUAUUUAAAGCUUGCUUUAGAUGGUGUAUACAAAAUGUGAAAAAUCUUUGAGGUAAAAUGGCAGUUUAUUUUGCUAUUGCUUAAAGAAAGGAUUAACAGUUUAUUUUUUAAAAAAGUGAGGAAAUAAAUACUACAUUUUCAAAAUGUACCAAAAUUUUUAAACGUCCAGUAUUUGUACUUUUUGUCAUUUCUCACUUGAUUGUGUCCAAUACUGAAUCCAUAGUGAGGUUGUACUGAAUUGAUUGUGCCAAGUACUGAACCCAUAGUGUUUUUACUACAUCCAUAGUGUCACGUACUGAAUUGAUUGUGUCAAGUACUUGAUUGUGAUAAGUACUGAAUUGAUUGUGUCAAGUACUUGAUUGUGAUAAGUACUGAAUUGAUUGUGUCAAGUACUUGAUUGUGAUAAGUACUGAACCCAUAGUGUUUUUACUACAUCCAUAGUGUCACGUACUGAAUUGAUUGUGUCAAGUAGUUGAUUGUGAUAAGUACUGAAUUGAUGUUGCAUUGUGUCAAUUUUUGCAACUAUUGUGUCAAGUACUGAAUCAAUUGUGUCAUAAAGAAAAAUCAAAAUGUUAGCUAUUGAUAGGACUAUAAUAAACUAUUGGAUGAAGCCCUGGUUUAUUAACUACAGAACAGUAAUUAAUAGUUUAUAAGAAUAUGGUAUAUUUAAAAUAAACAAAGUUCAAAAAUAUGAGUUUUAAAAACAUUACAUCCUUGAAAUUCAUUUAAAAACGUUCAUGGCUUAAAUAGUUGUUUUGAACAAAAAGCAGACUAGAAAUCUAACUUAUAAAUAAUUCUAAAGAAUUUUAUUUUGAUUGCAUGUGAAAUUUCCUGCGGAUUACUUUAUUUCUGUAAUAUUUUGUUAUUUAAGGAGGUGGACCUAGGUUAAGGGAAAUAAAUCCUUAAAAUCAUCAUGAUGGAAGUUUUAAACAACUUUGACCGGCUUAACAGCCCUCUCAUGGUUGUUUGUGUCAACCAAUAUUUUCCUUCAUAUAAUCUAAGCUUUUAGGUUACAUAAAUUAUUUCCACUCAGUUUCACGUAAAUGCUUAAAAUCCAUUGCUGAUUCUUGACUUUCACAAACUUAUAACUGAUUUAAAGAGUUAUCUCCCUGAAUCAAGGUCUACCCAGAGGUCUAUCAAUAUUUCUAUUGGUGCUGGUAUAUGUGAUAUUCAUUUCAUUUGUAAUUAUUUCCUUGUGAAUGUAAACUAUGAAUAUUAUUUUUUAAUGGACAACAAUUAUUCAUUUCUGCUUUAUAUCACUCCUAUAUUGUUAUAUAUUUAUUUUCACAAGGUGUUUAUUUUCUAUCUUUUUCGU